Messenger RNA from Kickxella alabastrina, 366 nucleotides. RefSeq names its product autophagy protein Atg8 ubiquitin like protein. Gene Ontology annotation, cellular component: cytosol; autophagosome; fungal-type vacuole membrane. Gene Ontology annotation, molecular function: phosphatidylethanolamine binding. Gene Ontology annotation, biological process: macroautophagy; cellular response to nitrogen starvation. Bases 1 to 366 code for a protein of 121 amino acids. The transcript has 3 exons. The record is from RefSeq and is a predicted model, not a curated record. Lineage: Eukaryota; Fungi; Kickxellomycota; Kickxellomycetes; Kickxellales; Kickxellaceae.
AUGAGGUCAAAGUUUAAGGACGAGCAUCCUCUGGAGAAGCGCAAGGCCGAGGCCGAGAGAAUCCGGCAGAAGUACCCCGACCGCAUUCCCGUCAUCUGCGAAAAGGUCGAGAAGAGCGACAUUGCAACCAUCGAUAAGAAGAAGUACCUUGUCCCUUCCGACCUCACAGUCGGCCAAUUUGUCUAUGUCAUCCGCAAGCGGAUCAAGCUCAGCCCGGAGAAGGCUAUCUUUAUUUUUGUAAAGGAGAUCCUGCCACCCACCGCUGCACUGAUGUCGGCCGUCUACGAGGAGCACAAGGAUGAGGACGGCUUCCUUUACAUAACUUACUCUGGCGAAAACACCUUUGGCGAAGAGCUGUGUCAGUGA